AUGGCAGACAUCUUUUCUGGUCCCAAUGCCCCGCUCACGAAAGCUUUCCUGUUCUGUGGAUGGCGCUGCCUGACGUUGGAUAUUCAACUGGACUCCUCGCAUGAUCUGGCACACCCCCUUCGGCAGCAGAGCCUCAGGGAGCAGCUCAAGGAGGCCGAUUUUGUGUCCGCGGCGUUCGACUGUUCCACCAAAAGCAGAGCGAGGGAGGUGCCGAGGGUGUUCGAUGAUGGGCGCCGGGGCCCAGGUCCCCUCCGCUCUACUCGACAACCCGAGGGACUGGACGGCCUGUCGCCGGCGGAUCAGCACCGCGUCAAGCGUGACAACAAUGCCUGUGGCUUCAUGCUGCAAGUCAUGCAAGAGGUGGCGGAGAGAGGAGCUGGGGCAAUGCGAGAGAAUCCGGUGAACAGCUUGCAUUGGCUACUUCAGCAAGAGGUGGCAGCUUUCCGCACAGGGCUCUGGGCGGAUACUCAUUAUGAUGCCUGUUGUUGGGGAGGAGCCCGAUGCAAGAGGCAGCGCCUUCGUCACAACAUCCCAGAGAUAUCCUCAUGGCCCCCCCUCCAAUGCCACCAUGUGCAUGCCAGUGACGAGUGGCAACCAUAUCUGCUGAAUGGACGAUACGUGUACCCCACCAAGGAGGAGGCGGAGUACACAGCGCCAUUUGUCUUUGCAGUUGCCGUUUCCGUGUCAUGGUGGGCCGUCCGGGUGGGCCGAGCGAAGCUGGCU
Symbiodinium natans is the source of this 723-nucleotide messenger RNA. Lineage: Eukaryota; Dinophyceae; Suessiales; Symbiodiniaceae. The record is from the annotation of a GenBank genome assembly.